ACACCUCCACCAAAUGAGAGAAAGAGAAAGAGAGAGAGAGGAAGAGAGAGAAAGGGAGAGAGGAAGAGACAGAGAGAGGCAGAGGGAGAGAGAGGGAGAGAGAGAGACUCGGGGCUCCAUGAAGGAACUGACAGUCUCUGGAACAGUUUACCCAGACUAUGGACAUACUCCGGGGUGCUAUCGGUGAAGCGGCGGGGGUCAGGCUGGGAGCCUCUAUCUCUCCUCUCCUCUGUGCUUCAUGUCCUCUUGUUCUCGAUUGAGGGCAGCGGAGGAACUUCACCCGCAGCUCCGGAGCAGCGCGGCCGGCCGGGAGUCUCAGGCUGUCGGGGAGCAUUUGAGGAAGGCGGGGGGAAGAUGCGGAGCAGAUCGCUGGUGACCUGAACUUCCUUCCUCUCUGACUGCUUCGCUCAGGACAUGGCCAACUCAGCAUAAUGCCCUAGUUAUUCGCCAUCAGAAAACCAAGUAAGACCAGUCCCAAGCAGCGGCGGGAGCUGGGAGCGGACGCAGCGGGCAUAAUGCAGACUUUGUGCCCGGUCUUGGUGGAGAAACCAGCGGACAGGCUGGAUUUACAGCAGCAAGACUUUCUGCUUUCCUGAAGGUUUCUGGAUCCAAAGUCAGAGAUAAGCUUUAUUAUUGUGGAACCAGCAGUGUGAGACGUGAAAGGAACAGAAGUGAGGAAGAAGGCGUCUAAAGAUAACCCUCCAGUGGGUUGUACAUGGCUCUGUAAGCAUCGAGCGCUGUGAAGAGACCUCGUGCUGGUGAAAGAGAAGAGAGGGUGAAAAUGUGAUGAACUUUACUAAUGUCUCCAAGCUCAUUGGACAGUGGCCGGUGAAGGAAUCAUAUUGCUAAAUGAGACCAUUGCUCUUGUGUUGGGUAUGUUUAGGACAACUUAUUGCCAAGGGAUUACUCAAGGCAUUCUUCUGUACCAGGCUGGACAUGUUGUUGUUAUUAAGCAAACAGCCAAAAUCCAAUGACUGUUCUGUUGGAUUUUUCAAAUCUUAAUUUCUUGUAUUUUAUUCUCUGAUUGGGUGUCUGGUUUUUUUCUGAUGAAAUGGAGAUACAGUGGCGUUUAUGGAAUAAAGACUGGGCCUCCUUUUUAAGACCGUGGAUACCUAUACUGUUAGGCCUUCACCUCCAGUUCUCCCGGGCCACAAAUUGUCCAGAGGAGUGCCGAUGUGAUCGCACCUUUGUUUACUGUAACGAGCGGAGCCUGACCUCAGUGCCUCUGGGAAUCGGUGAGGGUUAUAAGACCCUUUACCUCCACAACAACCAAAUUAAUAACGCUGGUUUUCCCUUGGAGCUCCAUCACGUGGCUUCUGUGGAAACUGUGUAUCUCUAUGGCAACCAGCUGGAUGAGUUCCCCAUCAACCUGCCCAAAAAUGUAAGGGUUCUGCAUCUGCAGGAAAACAACAUUCAGACCAUCUCCAGAGCGGCUCUGGCUCAGCUUCUUUGGCUGGAGGAGUUGCAUUUGGAUGAUAACUCCAUUUCUACUGUAGGGGUGGAGGAAGGGGCCUUCCGUGAGGCAUUAAGCCUGAAGAUGCUCUUUCUCACUAAAAACCACCUGAGCAGUGUUCCUAUUGGUCUUCCAGAUGAUCUAAAAGAGUUGCGUUUGGACGAGAACCGGAUUGCAGUUAUUGCAGAGGAAGCAUUUAGGAAUGUCACCCGCCUGCAGCGCCUCCUGUUGGACGGGAACCUAUUGACGGAUGAAGGGAUUGCACCAGGGACCUUUCAGGACCUAGUAACGCUCAGGGAGCUGUCACUGGCCCGCAACUCACUCACAUACCCCCCACCGUUCCUCCCAGGGGAGGUGCUCGUCAAAUUAAACUUUCAGGAAAAUCAGAUAAACGGGAUCCCUGCCAGAGCAUUUGCAGGGCUGCACAAGCUGGAGAGGCUGGAUAUUUCUAACAACCAGCUGCAGUCAUUGACAGAGGGGGUCUUUGAUGGCCUCAUCAGUCUAAGACAGCUCACUGUUCGGAACAACCUUUGGCUGUGCGACUGCAGCAUCAAAUGGGUGGUGUCAUGGCUUAAAUCUCUACCGGCCUCGCUUAAUGUGCGCGGCUUUAUGUGCCAUAAACCUGAAAAGUUCCGGGGCAUGGUGAUCAGGGAGCUGAGUGCUGAGCUGGUCCAGUGCCCACAGAGCACAGCGACAGUAGCACUGUCCACUUCUCCAGCUGCUACUGCUCUGAUCCCAUCCCUGUCACCUUCCUCAGACUCCCCCCUGGUCACUCAGUAUGUUUCCUCCUUCUCCAGGCAACCCUUCGCCACAUCCCCCACCCUCUACCCAGUCUAUUCAACCAGAGGGGGGGGAUUGAGGACUAAGCAACCUCUGAACCCCAGGAGGGAGACUUUGCAGGUCACAUUUGCCAUACUGAAUGGCUCAGCUAUCCAUGUCAGCUGGGUGGCCGCUUUUCCAGUCACUGCCUACAAGGUGACCUGGGCUAGGAUGGGCCCCAGUCUGACAGGGGACACCGUCAGGGAGAGGAUAGUGGGUGGGGAUCACCGGGGGAUCCGACUGGCUAAUCUGGAGCCAAAGUCCACCUAUCGGAUCUGUGUCAUUCCCUUGGAUGCAUUCAAUAAUUACCGGCCCAAAGAUGAUACUGUGUGCACUGAGGCAAUGACCAUGGCGGCCUCUUUCAGCCCUGACAACAACAAAAGACCGUCGGGGCCUGAGCAGGCCACACAACAGGAACCCAGCUCACCUUUCUUACUUGCUGGGCUGAUUGGCGGGGCUGUCAUUAUGGUGCUGGUAGCACUCCUCAGCAUCUUCUGCUGGCACAUGCACAAGAAGACCCGCUCAAAGUCAUCCACCAAGUGGAAAUACAACAAGGGUCGGAGAAAAGAUGACUAUUGUGAGGCAGGCACCAAGAAAGAUAAUUCCAUCCUGGAAAUGACUGAGACUAGCUUUCAGAUAGUCUCACUUAACAAUGAACAACUCCUCAAGGGAGACUUCCGCAUUCAGCCUAUUUACACCCCUAAUGGGGGCAUCGGCUUCCGAGACUGCCUGGAGGACAACAGCACAGUUUACUGCAAGAACAAUGUUCAGGAUGCAGACUUUUGUGGCACAUGAUGGUUUCGGUGAGCAUAAGAAGCAUUUUUACCGAACACUACCCACACUUUACUGGACACUGCACAGUGUUAAUAUUAUUUGAAACCCAAGAAACUUCAAGAAAUGUUAUUUAUACAACGAACUGAACAGUAUUUUUUAUAUAACAAUAUUGGAUUUAUAAGUUAUUGGUUUCUGGAGUUGUGCUGUUUGAGUUCUUUGCACAGAGACAUGUACAAUCAGGAUACAUUUAUAAGUAUAGAGGCUAGGUUUCAUUUGGAUUUUCAGUAAUAGUGAAUGCUUUUGAAGGCAUUGUAUAAUGUAACCACAACAGAUACAGAAUCCACACUGUAGCUGCAGUACAUCAUUGCAGUACGGAAAACAGCUGGUAGAAUGCUGUAUGAAGAGAAGGAAACAGGUACAAAUUAGCCACGUUUACCACAAGAGGGCAUAGUUCUUUGGAAAACAUACAGUCCACCACACUUUUCCCAUGAUUAUGUUUUUAAUCAUGUCAUCACAGUAAUAUGUCACAUUUAUUUAAUAGCCACUACAGUCAUAGAGAUGCACAUUAUUGGAUUUCUGCUCUAGGAAGAAGACAUUUCUUUAUGCAAAUGUGAUUUUUCUCUGCUUCAAAAAGAAAUGUAAAGGUCACACUCAUUAAACAUUCACAGAAGUGGCAGGCCGCAGUGCUUUCCCCUGCUUUUCAAGAUUAAUACAUUAUCACUGUUAAGGGGUCAUGUUAUAAUGCUAGCUGUGUUUGAUGGUGGGUGUCACAGAGUA
This is a messenger RNA of Cottoperca gobio, 3823 nucleotides long. Its product is annotated as leucine-rich repeat transmembrane protein FLRT2. Lineage: Eukaryota; Metazoa; Chordata; Actinopteri; Perciformes; Bovichtidae. Bases 1052 to 3067 code for a protein of 671 amino acids. The transcript is spliced from 2 exons. Gene Ontology annotation, molecular function: protein binding. The record is from RefSeq and is a predicted model, not a curated record.